AUGCUCUUUCCCGCAGCAACCUUCAUCGGCCUUGUGUCCCUGGGAAUGGCUGAACUGACAUCUGCCUUUCCCGUGGCCGGUGGGCAGUACUACUGGGCUUACAUCUUGUCUCCUCCGAAGUGGGCACCUCUCAUCUCGUACACUACCGCCGUGAUCGGUGUCCUCGGUGCCUGGCUUGGGUGCGCAAGCACAUGCAACUUCAUCUCCAGCAUGAUUCUUUCCAUCGUGCAAUUCAUACAGCCCGAAUACGUCAUACUUUCAUCGCAUAAGUACUUUGUGUAUGUGGCAGUCAUGAGUCUUGGUGCCGCGAUCAACAUCUUUGGAUCUCGGAUGCUGCCAGCUCUCAAUCGUUUCAUAUUUGUUUUCUCUAUAAUCACGCUCACUAUCACCACCGCCACGAUGCUGGCCUGUAGUUACCCCAACUAUAAUUCAGCGAAAUGGGUUUUCACGGAUGACACGGUUUCGAGCGGGUGGACCAACCGUCCCCUCGCCUUGGUGUUCUGCUUCAUCAACAGCCUAUACGGCUUUCUUGGAACAGACGCUGGAGUUCAUAUGACAGAGGAAAUACCAAACCCAGCCGCCACGGCUCCCAAAGUCAUCCUCUAUCCGGUUAUCAUUGGGUUGAUCACCGUUUUACCAUUCGCUUGCACCUGCAUGUUCGUCAUCAAGGACAUCGAAGAGAUUCUGGUUGCGCCGAGCGGGCUUCCCUUGAUCCAGCUUUACUACCAAGCAACAGGCAGUCAAGAUCGUCGCGGGCGCUAUGGUCUGCAGCUCGAGAUGACUGUUUCCCGUGGUCUGACCUGUGGAAGCAAGUCAGUCCAAGGUUCGGGAUGCCUCUGA
Messenger RNA from Colletotrichum karsti, 840 nucleotides. Its product is annotated as amino acid permease. Gene Ontology annotation, molecular function: transmembrane transporter activity. Gene Ontology annotation, cellular component: membrane. The record is from RefSeq and is a predicted model, not a curated record. Bases 1 to 840 code for a protein of 279 amino acids. The transcript has 6 exons. Gene Ontology annotation, biological process: transmembrane transport. Lineage: Eukaryota; Fungi; Ascomycota; Sordariomycetes; Glomerellales; Glomerellaceae.